Messenger RNA from Lagopus muta (rock ptarmigan), 8953 nucleotides. It is a transcript of the gene CACNA1D, whose product is annotated as calcium voltage-gated channel subunit alpha1 D. The record is from RefSeq and is a predicted model, not a curated record. Lineage: Eukaryota; Metazoa; Chordata; Aves; Galliformes; Phasianidae. Gene Ontology annotation, cellular component: membrane; voltage-gated calcium channel complex. Gene Ontology annotation, molecular function: high voltage-gated calcium channel activity. The transcript has 49 exons. The coding region runs from base 1013 to 7567 and encodes 2184 amino acids. Gene Ontology annotation, biological process: calcium ion import across plasma membrane.
UUCCCACACGCCCCAGGGCUGCUCCAAUCAUAUGCAUCAGUGCAUGGGAUUGCUGCUUUGAGACCAAUGAAGGAAAAAUAAAACCAAAAUGCAGGGUUUUGGCUUCUGCUGUGGAGUGCUGAAAAUGAAAAAUUUUGGAAAGAUAAUGGGGUGUUGUUUUUUUUUUUUUUCCUUCGUGAGACACUAAAAAUGUUGGGGUUGGCUUAGGAUGGGAAUGGAGCCAUUGCAACAGGUCGAGGCGCUGAAGGUUUGAGGAACUGAGGGUUCGCAGUGCGCACGUGGGCACGAGAACCGGGCGGGGAGGCGUCCAGAGCGAGGGAUGCGUUCACCGCAAGGCGUGGAAGGGGCGGCCCCGAACCCACUCGCGUCUCGGUGCUGAUACGGGCGCGGAGAGCCGGGCUGGCGCCAGUAGCAGGCGGCUGCGGGGCGGCGGUGUGCAGAGGCGCGCCCGGGGGCGGGCUGCGGGCCGGCGGCGGAGGGGUUAAAGCGGCGGCGGUUCUAUUUGCGGCCGUCGGAGCUCCGGGCGAUUAGCGAGCGGCUCCGCGCCCCCGCCCGGCUCGGCCCCAGGAGCGCGGCAGCAGCAGCAGCAGGUGGCGGCGGCGGCGGCGGCAGUGGCAGUGAGGAGGGAGUUAAGCCCGCGGCGGCGAGCGGCAGGAGGGGGCUGAGGAGGAGCGGCACCGGGAGGAGGGGGCUCGCGGAGCGGGCGGCAGCAGGAGGGGGGACCGACGAGCUGGCAGCGGCUCUAGCGGUUGCUAGGGAUGGAGAGAUCCCGUGUCACCCGGAUGUGAGUGUCAUGUUGGCCCAAACUCGGAGGGAUUUGGCAGCGGAGAAGCAGCGGCAGCAGCGGCGGGAGGAGGAGGAGCGGGAGCAGCCCCUCGCGCGUCGCUAGUCGCUACCAUGGGGGUCGGGUAGCGGAGCGCAGGGCAGCGCGCACCUGGCUCGGGGCGGCGGGGGACGUCUCGGCCCUGGGCUUUUUUCUUUUUCCUCUCGCGCGCCGAAGAAAGUGGGAAUCAUGCAGCACCACCACCAGCAGCAGCAGCAGCCCGGGCAGCACCCAGAAGAGGCGAACUAUGCAAGCAGCACCAGAAUUCCUCUCCCUGGUGACGGACCAACUACUCAGUCCAACAGUUCAGCACCAUCCAAGCAAACUGUUCUGUCUUGGCAAGCUGCAAUUGAUGCUGCUAGACAAGCAAAGGCUGCCCAAAAUAUGAAUUCCACCACAGCCCAGCCUGUAGGAUCUCUGUCCCAAAGAAAACGCCAGCAAUAUGCCAAGAGCAAAAAACAGGGUAAUACAUCUAAUAGUCGGCCACCCCGUGCCCUUUUCUGUUUAUCCCUCAACAACCCCAUACGAAGAGCCUGCAUUAGUCUAGUAGAAUGGAAACCAUUUGACAUAUUUAUACUACUGUCUAUUUUUGCCAACUGUGUGGCCUUAGCUGUUUACAUCCCAUUCCCAGAAGAUGAUUCUAAUUCAACUAAUCAUAAUUUGGAAAAAGUAGAAUAUGCCUUCCUGAUAAUUUUUACAGUUGAAACAUUUUUGAAGAUUAUAGCAUAUGGAUUAUUAUUACACCCCAAUGCGUACGUUAGAAAUGGAUGGAAUUUAUUGGAUUUUGUAAUAGUAGUAGUAGGAUUAUUUAGUGUAAUAUUGGAACAAUUAACCAAAGAAACAGAAGGUGGCAGCCACUCAGGUGGCAAACCUGGAGGCUUUGAUGUCAAAGCCCUAAGAGCCUUUCGUGUAUUGCGACCUCUCCGGCUUGUAUCAGGAGUGCCCAGUUUACAAGUUGUCCUGAACUCCAUUAUAAAAGCCAUGGUUCCCCUGCUCCAUAUUGCCCUUUUGGUAUUGUUUGUAAUCAUAAUCUAUGCUAUUAUAGGAUUGGAACUUUUUAUUGGAAAAAUGCACAAAUCUUGUUUUCUUAUUGAUUCAGAUAUACUAGUUGAAGAAGAUCCAGCACCUUGUGCAUUCUCAGGGAAUGGACGUCAGUGUGUCAUGAAUGGCACUGAAUGUAAGGGUGGUUGGGUUGGACCGAACGGAGGCAUAACGAACUUCGAUAAUUUUGCAUUUGCAAUGUUGACUGUGUUCCAGUGUAUAACCAUGGAAGGAUGGACUGAUGUGUUAUACUGGAUGAAUGAUGCUAUGGGAUUUGAAUUGCCAUGGGUGUAUUUUGUCAGUCUCGUCAUCUUUGGGUCAUUUUUCGUACUAAAUCUUGUUCUUGGUGUAUUGAGCGGGGAAUUUUCCAAGGAAAGAGAAAAAGCCAAGGCCCGAGGGGACUUUCAGAAGCUACGUGAAAAGCAGCAGCUUGAAGAAGAUCUGAAGGGAUAUUUAGACUGGAUUACACAGGCAGAAGACAUUGAUCCUGAGAAUGAUGAAGAGGCUGAUGAAGAAGGCAAACGGAACACAAGCAUGCCCACCAGUGAAACUGAGUCAGUGAACACAGAGAAUGUGAGUGGAGAAGGAGAGAACGCAGCAUGCUGUGGGAGCUUAUGUCAAACCAUCUCAAAAUCCAAGUUCAGUCGGCGCUGGCGUCGCUGGAAUCGAUUUAAUCGAAGAAAAUGUAGAGCUGCAGUAAAAUCUGUCACAUUUUAUUGGCUUGUUAUUGUCUUGGUCUUUCUGAACACAUUAACUAUCUCAUCAGAACAUUAUAACCAACCUGACUGGCUGACCCAGAUCCAAGAUAUCGCAAAUAAAGUUCUUCUGGCUUUGUUCACCUGUGAAAUGUUAGUAAAGAUGUACAGCUUGGGUCUACAGGCUUAUUUUGUUUCUCUUUUUAACCGCUUUGAUUGCUUCGUUGUUUGUGGUGGCAUUGUUGAAACCAUUUUGGUGGAGUUGGAAAUUAUGUCACCCCUUGGAAUUUCAGUGUUUCGCUGUGUUCGUCUCCUGCGUAUUUUUAAAGUAACAAGGCACUGGGCAUCCCUGAGCAACUUGGUAGCAUCCUUGUUAAACUCAAUGAAGUCCAUUGCUUCACUGUUGCUUCUGCUUUUCCUCUUCAUCAUAAUCUUCUCGUUGCUUGGAAUGCAGCUGUUUGGAGGCAAAUUUAAUUUUGAUGAAACUCAAACAAAACGGAGCACCUUCGAUAAUUUUCCACAAGCUCUUUUAACUGUAUUCCAGAUUCUAACAGGUGAAGACUGGAAUGCUGUUAUGUAUGAUGGCAUAAUGGCGUAUGGUGGUCCAUCAUCUUCAGGCAUGAUAGUCUGCAUAUAUUUCAUUAUCCUCUUCAUCUGCGGUAACUAUAUCUUACUAAAUGUCUUCUUGGCCAUUGCUGUGGAUAACUUGGCAGAUGCUGAAAGUCUAAAUACUGCUCAGAAAGAAGAAGCAGAAGAAAAGGAAAGGAAAAAGAAUGCAAGAAAAGAGAGUCUGGAAAAUAAAAAAAGUGAGAAGUCAGAAGGUGACCAAAAGAAACCCAAGGAUAGUAAGGUGACAAUUGCUGAAUAUGGAGAAGGAGAGGAUGAAGAUAAAGAUCCUUAUCCACCCUGUGAUGUACCAGUAGGUGAAGAUGAAGAAGAUGAGGAGGAUGAACCUGAGGUACCAGCAGGCCCACGACCCCGUAGAAUAUCAGAACUAAAUAUGAAGGAGAAGAUAACACCGAUCCCUGAAGGGAGUGCCUUCUUCAUUUUCAGCAGCACCAAUCCAAUUCGAGUGGGAUGCCACAGGCUCAUCAAUCACCACAUCUUUACCAAUCUCAUCCUUGUCUUCAUCAUGCUGAGCAGUGUUUCCCUAGCAGCAGAAGAUCCGAUCCGCAGCCACUCAUUUCGAAAUAAUAUACUUGGUUACUUUGACUAUGCUUUCACAGCCAUCUUUACUGUUGAAAUCCUGUUAAAGAUGACAGCUUUCGGAGCAUUCCUCCAUAAAGGGUCCUUCUGCAGAAAUUACUUUAAUUUGCUGGAUUUGCUGGUUGUGGGUGUUUCUCUGGUGUCAUUUGGUAUUCAAUCAAGUGCUAUCUCAGUUGUGAAGAUCCUCAGAGUUUUGAGAGUCUUGAGGCCCCUAAGGGCUAUAAACAGAGCAAAAGGACUUAAGCACGUUGUUCAGUGUGUCUUUGUGGCUAUUAGAACUAUUGGUAAUAUCAUGAUUGUUACAACUCUGCUGCAGUUCAUGUUUGCUUGUAUUGGAGUGCAGCUCUUCAAGGGAAAAUUCUACAAGUGCACUGAUGAGGCAAAACAGAAUCCAGAGGAAUGCCGGGGGAUAUACAUUGUUUAUAAAGAUGGAGAUGUUGAUAAUCCAAUGGUCAAAGAGAGGGUCUGGCAAAAUAGCGAUUUCAACUUCGACAAUGUUCUGUCUGCUAUGAUGGCCCUUUUCACCGUGUCCACUUUUGAAGGCUGGCCUGCGCUGCUGUACAAAGCCAUCGAUUCCAAUGGCGAGAAUGUAGGACCUGUAUACAACUACAGAGUGGAGAUCUCCAUUUUUUUCAUCAUCUAUAUCAUCAUUAUUGCUUUCUUUAUGAUGAACAUAUUUGUUGGUUUUGUCAUUGUUACAUUCCAAGAACAGGGGGAACAAGAAUACAAGAACUGUGAGCUGGACAAAAAUCAGCGUCAGUGUGUGGAAUAUGCCUUGAAGGCACGUCCUCUUCGUAGAUACAUUCCAAAAAAUCCUUACCAGUACAAGUUCUGGUAUGUGGUGAAUUCUACUGGAUUUGAAUACAUCAUGUUUGUCCUCAUCAUGCUGAACACACUUUGCCUGGCUAUGCAGCACUAUGGACAGUCUAAGCUCUUUAAUGAUGCAAUGGACAUUAUGAAUAUGGUUUUCACGGGAGUGUUCACUGUUGAAAUGGUUUUGAAGCUGAUUGCAUUCAAACCCAAGGGCUAUUUUAGUGAUGCCUGGAAUACGUUUGACUCCCUCAUCGUUAUUGGCAGCAUAGUAGACGUCGUUCUCAGUGAAGCUGAUCACUAUUUCACUGAUGCAUGGAACACUUUUGAUGCCUUAAUUGUUGUUGGUAGCGUCGUUGAUAUUGCUAUAACAGAAGUUAAUCCAAAGCCAACUGAAACAGUCACAACUGAUGAGUCUGGGAACUCCGAAGACAGCGCGAGAAUCUCCAUCACUUUUUUCCGUCUUUUCCGAGUGAUGAGGUUGGUGAAGCUGCUUAGCAGAGGAGAAGGAAUCAGAACUUUAUUGUGGACAUUUAUUAAGUCAUUUCAGGCUCUGCCUUAUGUCGCUCUUCUGAUAGCUAUGCUGUUCUUCAUCUAUGCUGUCAUUGGAAUGCAGGUGUUUGGAAAAGUGGCCAUGAGAGACAACAAUCAAAUAAACAGAAACAACAAUUUUCAAACUUUCCCCCAAGCUGUGCUGCUUCUCUUCAGGUGUGCAACUGGAGAAGCUUGGCAGGAAAUCAUGCUGGCAUGUUUGCCUGGAAAACGCUGUGAUCCCGAAUCUGAUUAUAAUCCAGGGGAAGAAUACACGUGUGGAAGCAAUUUUGCCAUCAUUUACUUUAUCAGUUUUUAUAUGCUUUGUGCAUUUUUGAUAAUAAACUUAUUUGUGGCUGUCAUUAUGGAUAACUUUGACUAUUUGACACGUGACUGGUCCAUUCUGGGUCCUCAUCAUUUGGAUGAGUUCAAAAGGAUAUGGUCAGAAUAUGAUCCUGAAGCAAAGGGAAGGAUAAAGCAUCUUGAUGUGGUUACGUUACUGAGACGCAUUCAGCCACCACUUGGUUUUGGCAAAUUAUGCCCUCACCGAGUGGCCUGCAAGAGGUUAGUAGCCAUGAAUAUGCCACUAAAUAGUGAUGGAACCGUCAUGUUCAAUGCUACUUUGUUUGCUUUGGUUAGGACUGCUCUAAAGAUAAAAACAGAAGGUAACCUAGAGCAAGCAAAUGAAGAACUUAGAGCAGUUAUAAAGAAAAUAUGGAAGAAAACUAGCAUGAAAUUACUCGACCAAGUUGUCCCUCCGGCUGGCGAUGAUGAGGUAACCGUGGGGAAGUUCUAUGCCACCUUCCUGAUACAGGACUACUUUAGGAAAUUCAAGAAACGCAAAGAACAAGGACUGGUGGGGAAAUAUCCUGCGAAGAAUACCACGAUUGCUCUGCAGGCAGGACUAAGGACACUUCAUGAUAUCGGCCCUGAAAUACGCCGAGCUAUAUCCUGUGACUUGCAAGAUGAUGAACCAGAGGAAAACAAUCCAGACGAGGAGGAAGAAGUGUAUAAAAGGAAUGGUGCCCUCUUUGGCAACCAUAUAAACCACAUUAACAGUGACAGACGAGAUUCGUUUCAGCAGAUCAACACCACGCACCGUCCCUUACAUGUGCAGCGGCCUUCAUUUCCAUCUGCAAGCGAUCCUGAGAAAAAUGUAUAUCCUCAGACAGGAAAUUCUGUGUACCACAAUCAUCAUAACCACAACUCAGUAGGAAAACAAGUUCCAAACUCAACAAAUGCCAAUCUCAAUAAUGCCAAUGUAUCCAAAGUUGUUCAUGGGAAACACGCUAAUUUUGGAAGUCAUGAGCAUAGAUCUGAAAAUGGUUACCAUUCAUACUCUAAAGCUGACCAUGAGAAGCGUAGAAGGCCAAGCAGUAGGAGAACCCGCUACUACGAAACAUAUAUUAGGUCUGACUCUGGUGAUGGCCGUCGACCAACUAUUUGCCGUGAAGAACGUGACAUUCGAGACUAUUGCAAUGAUGAUCAUUAUUUGGGAGAGCAGGAUUAUUAUAGUGGAGAAGAAUACUAUGAGGAAGACAGCAUGUUGUCAGGAAGCAGGCAUGUAUAUGAUUACCACUGUAGACAUCACUGUCAUGACUCAGAUUUUGAAAGACCAAAAGGUUACCAUCACCCACAUGGGUUUUUUGAGGAAGAUGAUUCACAGACCUGUUAUGAUACGAAAAGAUCUCCUAGGAGACGGCUGCUACCUCCAACACCAGCAUCAAAUAGACGAUCUUCCUUUAAUUUUGAAUGCCUCCGCCGACAGAGUAGUCAGGAUGAUAUUCCACUCUCUCCAAAUUUCCACCAUCGCACAGCUUUACCACUUCACUUAAUGCAGCAGCAGGUCAUGGCUGUUGCGGGUCUGGAUUCCAGUAAAGCUCAUAAACAUUCACCAAGUCGUUCCACGCGUUCAUGGGCUACCCCACCUGCAACCCCUCCCAACAGGGACCGUACCCCGUAUUACACACCUCUAAUCCAAGUUGACAGGGCUGAAUCUACAGAACAUAUGAAUGGUAGCCUGCCUUCCUUGCACAGGAGCUCUUGGUACACAGACGACCCUGAUAUCUCCUACCGAACAUUUACACCAGCCAAUUUAACAGUACCUAAUGACUUUAGGCAUAAACACAGUGACAAACAGAGGAGUGCAGACAGUUUGGUAGAAGCGGUACUUAUAUCUGAAGGCCUAGGAAGGUAUGCAAAGGACCCUAAAUUUGUUUCAGCUACAAAACAUGAGAUUGCUGAUGCUUGUGACAUGACUAUCGAUGAGAUGGAAAGUGCGGCAAGUAAUCUUCUCAAUGGAAAUAUUAGCAAUGGGACCAAUGGGGAUAUGUUCCCCAUUUUAAGUAGACAAGAUUAUGAACUUCAAGAAUUUGGUCCUGGCUACAGUGACGAAGAACCAGAACCAGGACGAUAUGAAGAAGAUUUAGCUGAUGAAAUGAUAUGCAUUACAAGCUUAUAGUAUUUAGCAAGGGAAAUGAUUUUAAAUAACAGAAAAAGUGCCUCAUAGUUCAAAGAUGCUAGGCACUAGUUGGGGUUAACCGAUCAAGUUUUGUACAAGUGACGUCACGCCUCAAGGAAGCCAUAACUAAUAAACAGAUUAUCUCCGGGUUGCUGAAAUGUGAUCAGAGCUGCAGCACAUCAUCUCUUCCCACAGAAUCUUCAGCUUCUCUGUAGGAAUAAGGUUAUUUUGGAAAGAAGCGGGUUCUGACAAUCAGUUUUUUGAGGGCUAGAGUGGGAUUCUGAGGUGUAAUAUCUUGCCUGUCCUUCAACUUUGUGCUGCUGUCCUUCAUAGUAGAGCGGGAUUCUGUCAGUGAAAAUGUGUAAGUCCAGCACAACACGAGGUGAGUGAUGACAACCAAUAAUGUCAUUACCUCAGUACUCAAGAGCAUAUCAGCUAUCCAUUGCAUAUCUAUUCUAAUACUGUUUUCAAACCUGCCUCCCAAUUUCUUUUCUUAAUGCUCUUCUAAAACAUGGUUUGUCAUGCUCUACCUGUUAGAGAUCAUUGGAAAAAGAAGUUAUAUAAAGAAUAUUCUGUCAUAUGUAACAUCAGUUUACAUAGCAAAAUAUCAUUCAGAUAGUCUGUUUUAUGACUAUCACAUUAAGGGCAAAAUAUACUGGAAUAAUUGCAUUCUUACUAAUGCACUUGCAACCAGGUUAAAGUAGAAUUAGAUAAGAUAGUUUGCUAAAAAUUAUAUAGUAGAAAUUAUUGUAAAUGAAUUGUAAUAUACAAUGAUUUGUAUUUGUAAAGAGAUGUUCUAUAUUUUGUAAUUAUUGUACCGUAAUUGAACUGCAGCAAUAUUUAUGGACCCUAAUUAUUGUAACUCUCCACAGAAUUCUAGAUAUGAGUAUUUUUACUUGGAAUAUAUAGAUCUAUAGCAUAAAUAUUUAAAUAGAGCCACCUCUCAUUGUAAAUCUUUUUGGGAUAAAGUGUCAAGUUUGAACUUGACAACACAGACUUUUUUUUUAACAUUAUGGUGUCAAAUGAAUCUCUCUGUGUAAGGGAUGCACAGUUGACCAUUUGCAGUCUUAUACUUGGAAAGGUAAAAGAUUUGAAAUUAUUUUAACAUUUUGAUUGAAAAGUAAGUUGUAAUUUUAUUUUUGUAUUAAUCCCAUGCUACUGAAAUAUUAUUUAAAAAUUGGCAAGUUCAUGCCAGGGUAGUAAUCAUGGGACAGUUUGUCUUGACAAAGUACAUUGCCUAUGUACCCUACUGUGAUAGAAAGCAUCUAGGGCAGAAACUGUUUCAUAGGUAAAGGAAAAUGCUUUACUAAGUAUUGCUUACUUUGCUCAGAAAAAGAAGAAAUAUGACUAAAUGAUUCUUCACAGAACCAAAAAAAAAAAUAAUAA